AUGGAAAUGAAAGUAAGCAAGGUGACAACUGCGUUGCGACGCAUAUUGCGAGUAAGCCAGCCGUUAAGAGGUGAUAAUGUCAUUGAUACGAAUAUAUGUGCAAGAGUCACGCACAGCACAAAAUUUACUGGUUUAAAUACAUCCUUAACGAGCCAAGCAAAGCGUGUAAGUAUAGCAGUGGCAGUAAGUGGUGCCUUUGCAUUGGCAAUAUCAAGCAAGAAUGAAGCUCAGAGCGAGCAGAAGAAACAGGAAGAAAGUGGAUAUGACGUCAAUCCGAUUCAGAAUGUUUCGGCACUACUGCGUCUGUAUGAGCAGAUUGACCAAAACAUGACCGUCUUUGUGGCACGCAUGCUGGAGAACCUUGAGCGGAGCGUGGAAGACGAAAAGAAAGCGAACAAUGGCAAGCUCAAAUUAUCACCCGAGCAACGUGCACUAAAAAUGAGUAUUGAGUUUGAAUCGACACUAGAAAAGGUGCAAGAUGCUGUUUUCCGCAACAAUUACGUGACCAAGGAGCAGGUCCAAGAAGCCAUGCAGGAACUUAUCACAGGAACGCUGCGUGGAGGAGGUCCUGAUGGCAAAAUUUCAGUAGCUGAAGCAGAAUCUAUUGAUGAUUUUGUACGUAAGCUCGGGAGGCUGAGAUGGAAGGCUACGGGCUCGCGCGAAUCACUGAUACCUGGAGCUAAGUCGGUGUGGAAAGAGGAAAAACCCAACAUUGACGUCACGGUGGUAAUAAGUGUCAUGGAAGAGCUGAUUCCAUCAUUAACGGUUGAGAUGGAAAGAAUUGCUAUUGAUUUACGCAAAGAAAAGCUGACGGAUGCAGAUUUCCGGAUUCAACUUUCACAACAGUAUGUAAAAGCCUCCGGCAAGAAGACUAAAGAGAUUUGCGACAAGUAUAACUUAGACCUGCGCGCUUUUCAAGCUGCGCUAAUGUACUAUCAUGAUGAUGCUUUGUUCGAAACAGUGCUAUCCAAGUUAUCUGCACAACAACAAAUGAGAUUUAAAGAGCUCGGUUUGUAA
Plasmopara halstedii is the source of this 1017-nucleotide messenger RNA. RefSeq lists its product as uncharacterized. The record is from RefSeq and is a predicted model, not a curated record. Bases 1 to 1017 code for a protein of 338 amino acids. NCBI's taxonomy places the organism in Eukaryota, Oomycota, Peronosporomycetes, Peronosporales, Peronosporaceae. The transcript has 3 exons.